Molecule: messenger RNA, 966 nt
Organism: Brettanomyces bruxellensis
Lineage: Eukaryota; Fungi; Ascomycota; Pichiomycetes; Pichiales; Pichiaceae
Exons: 1
Coding region: 1-966 (321 amino acids)
Biological process (GO): protein deubiquitination
Molecular function (GO): cysteine-type deubiquitinase activity
Source: RefSeq, a predicted model, not a curated record
AUGUCUGAAUUCGAAGAGACUAAAGAGGCGCUUCUUGCUCGCCAUAAAAAAGAGCAGCGAGAUCUUGUAGCAAGAACCACAGGAAUGAGGAAGCAAGCCUCGAAAAAGACACGGAAGAGGGUUCGGAAGCAGAUUGAGGAGUUGGAGAAAGAAUUGAAGCGGAGACAGGCCGAGGAAUUGGAGAAAUUCGAGGUAGAACAUGGCGAAGUUGAUCAGAAUAGCGAGGGUGUGCAAGAAGCGACAAAAGGUGAAACAGUCACUCCUGAGAUGUUGUUGGCACAGCUAGAGAUUGAGGAAAAGGAGAAGCGAGAGGAGAUAGCAAAGGAGGAGGCAGCAAAGAAGCAGAAACAAGAUCAGCAGAAGGUGCCCCAUAAACAUAGAAACAGACAGAGAGAGAGGCUCGAGAGGAGAAAAGCAGAGAUGAAAAAGCAGGAGGAACAAGCUCGAAAGGAGGCAGCAAACAUGCCAAGUGCAAAGGAGGUGGAGGAGCAGGCGAUUAAGAAGUUGUGCGAGGAACAGAAUCUUGUUCCGCACGAAAUCACACCGGACGGACACUGCUUGUUUGCAUCUAUUGCAGACCAGCUAAAAACACGCCAGAAAGUGGAUAUGAGCGUGAAGGAGUUACGGGCGAAGGCGGCAGACUACAUUAAGGCGAACGAGGAGGUGUUCCAGCCGUUUUUGUUUGACCAGAAUACGAACAGCAUGCAGAAUGUGGAGGAAUAUGCGAAUAAAGUGGAAAAUACUGCUCUCUGGGGUGGGGACAUUGAGAUUUUGGCUCUUUCGAAGAUUUUCGACAGCCCUGUGAGGAUUUUAAUGGCUGGGCGGAAGCCGAUGGUUGUGAAUGAGGAGGGUCAGCAGCCAGAGUUGAAGAUUGUGUACUACCAGCACAAACUUGGAUUGGGUGAGCAUUACAACUCGUUGCGGGAUGCAGAUGGCGAGGAAAAGAAGGACGAGUGGAAUGAAUAA